AUGAUCGCCACCGGCGGCCUGCUGAGGAUUUCCGCCAGAAAGCAGGAUCCCCUCCGCCCCCCGAGCCAGGUCCCUAAGCGCAAGCGGAAAGCCAGGAAAAGGCGCAAGAACGACGUGGUGGUGGUGAAAGGCAAGCUAAAGCUGUGUUCCAUCUCCGGGCUCAUCGCCCUCUGCGGGAUCCUGGUACUGCUGGUGGGCAUAGCCAUGGCCGUGGUGGGCUACUGGCCCAAAGCCAAUGGGGCCAACAGGGAGGGGGGGAAGCAGCUGCGGCCCGCCGGCAGCGGCCACCGCCUCCCGACCAUGGCCAUCAGCCCCGGUGGCAGCAAAAACCGGUCCAGGGGCCUCCCGGGGAUUCCAGGCAGUGCCAACUCCAGUUCUGCGGGCGCGCCGAGGAGCACACCUCCCGCGCGACCCGCUGUCCCCUCUUCGUCCUCCUCCUCGUCUGUGGGGUUCUUCUUCCGCAUCUUCUCCGGCUACCUGCACUCUGACAAGCUCAAAGUCUUCGGACCCCUCAUCAUGGGCAUCGGCAUCUUCCUCUUCAUCUGCGCCAACGCUGUGCUCCAUGAGAACCGAGACCGAAAGACCAAGAUCAUCAACCUGCGGGACCUCUACUCCACCGUCAUCGACGUGCACAGCCUUCGCGCCAAAGAUCUGGCUGCCGCCGCGGCUGCGGCAGCCGCCGCCGCCGCCUCCUCCCCCUCGGCCCCCGCCUCGGCGACACCCGGGGCCGCGCCGCUCAAUGGCUUCCUCAGCUACGUGCAGUCGCGGGGCCUGGAGCUGAAGCCAAGGAGCUGCAGCGCCGCGGGGGAUGCCUUCGGGGCGGCGGCGAUGCUGGCCAGGGGCUCGUGGCCGCACCCCGCGGCGCUGGGCGGGGACGAUGGCAGGGCCAGGGGCGCCGCGUCCCCGCCGGAUCUGGCCUCGUCCCCGCGCUGCCCGCGGGAGCCCCCGAGUCUGGCGGAGGCCGUGUACAGCAUCUACCGCGAGCGCUCGGGCGUGGCGGGCCGUCGCCGGGCAGCCGCCGCUGUGGCCGCCGCCACCGCGGCCGCCAGCCGCAGCAGCAGCCCGGCGCCCUGCAGCCCACCCGAGAGCUGGGGGCGCCAGAGCACCGCCAGCUCCCUCGUGGGGUCCUCGCUGAGCGCCUUCGCGCUGUUGCCUUUGCAAGGGGAUCGCGACGGGGAUGGAGACGCGGGUGCGGAGGGCCCGAGCUGCAGCUGGCAGAGGCCGCCAGGGGAACGCGGCUCCCGGGAGAUCCCACGGGGCGAACUUGACCUGGGCUUGACCGACCUCCGCGGUGCCCGGGGCGGCGCGCGCUGUGCGCCCAGCGGGGACGAGGAGCCUGAGGGCGCGGCGGCGGCGGGCACCGCCAGGGGGCGGGGCGGCCGCCUGCCCAGGACCGGCAGGUACGCAGCCCUGCGGCGCCGCAGCACCAGCGGGCUCCCUGAUUGCCGAGCGCCGCGGUCCCCCGAGCCCCCGCCCUCCCCGCGCAGCGCGGACCUGGACUGGAGCCUUCUGACCAAAGCUGCCUCCCCGUCGCCCCCCUUGCGGCUGGAGGUCUCGCCCGCCGCCAGGCUGGACUCGCCGAAGUCCCAGACGGAAGACCCAUCCUGCAGCAAUAAGGGCUACACCCCCCUGAGGGAGGCCAGCACCUCCCUGAAAUCGGUUGUGGACGCCGAGACCACUGAAAGUCAAGACUGUGAGGCCACCACCGUGCCAGGUGUGGAGCAGAGCCCUCCAGAGGAUCCCAGCCAAGGACCACCCACAGCCCAGCCACCUCAGCAGGUGCAGAGGCAGUUUACAAACAAGGAGAAACUCUUCAUGAUUUCCCGGUCUCAUGCCACAGGGGUAGAGGACGGAGAACUGGAAAGUACUGGCAUUUAG
This is a messenger RNA of Manis pentadactyla (Chinese pangolin), 1878 nucleotides long. Its product is annotated as transmembrane protein 200C-like. The record is from RefSeq and is a predicted model, not a curated record. NCBI's taxonomy places the organism in Eukaryota, Metazoa, Chordata, Mammalia, Pholidota, Manidae. The transcript has a single exon. The coding region runs from base 1 to 1878 and encodes 625 amino acids.